AUGUCACAGAAUAGUCUCUUCAGACAGCAGAAUUGUUACGAUAAAUUCGUUGAAUACUUGAAUCCUGAUCAAAAUAAAACUGGCUACCAAGUUAUUAACUCAUUAGCAACGCAACUUUGUCCAAUUACAAUUCAAAAUGUGAAGAAUUAAUAUAAGCCCUAUGUCUGCACUUUUUCAAGCAUAUUCAGUUAUUUCUAUCUUAGUCAAUUAAAGCUAACAAAGAGCAAUUUACAAAGCUUUGCAAUAAGCUAUUGCAGCAAACUAAGUGCAGUGUCAAUGGAAAAGACGAGGCUGAUUACUGAACUAUCAAAAUUACCUUUGGGUAAUCAAACUAAAUUCACUAAUUAGUGUAUGGACAUGUAUAUUGAAUUUGAAAGUUCUAAUGUGUGGAUCGAUCCUCUUAUCCCCUCUACCGAUAUUCCCAUUGGCCCUCUAUGCAAUAAUCUAUUCAGUUUGUUUAGUGAAAUGUAAUAGUCCAAUUUGUUAUCUGAAUUUAUGACAACCAUUGAGAUGAAUAUAUUCUAAAACUGUUCAAACUACUAAGUUUAAUAGUAAAUUCCUAAACAAUAUUGCUUGAACAAUAUUGAACCAUCUAUUGAUUUUUGGGAUAUGGAUGAUAAUAUUUGCAUGUCAAUGGAAUUUGAUGAUGAAAAGUAGAAUACUUGUGAAUCCGUGAUUAAACCAGUAUUUGCAAGUCUUAAUAAAAGCUUAAUCAAAACGACUGAGGACAUUUUCAAUGAAGUUUCUAAAACACAGUCUAAACUUCUUAUGAAAGAUUAUAACUUGUGA
This is a messenger RNA of Stylonychia lemnae, 789 nucleotides long. The record is from the annotation of a GenBank genome assembly. NCBI's taxonomy places the organism in Eukaryota, Ciliophora, Spirotrichea, Sporadotrichida, Oxytrichidae.